AUGGAUUGUGUUCAACCUAUACCACCAACAAACUCUUUAAAGAAGAAUAGCAGUAGCAACUUUAGCAGCAGUGUACCCGCCAUCAAGAAGGAUGACAACCAUCACUCCAAAGGCGUACCACUCUCAGUCUCUUCAUUGAGGUCUGCAUUGUACAAGGAGUACGAGCGAGAGGUGCCAUUCGUUCUGAAGCUUCAGUCAUACAGGAACAAAUACUUGGAUAAAUACUUUGGAUUCGCUAGUUAUUUGGGCGAGGAGGAGUUCUAUAUCCUCUCGAUGCCAAUGACGUUUUGGUUCUUGUCGAGAAUGCUAGCGGCAGAGCUGUGUAUUAUGCUGGCAAUGUCGAUCGCCACAGGCAACAUACUGAAGAACACGUUUUUGCUGCCGCGUCCACCAUACCCAGCGGUGUGGACCAACACAUCGCCACAGAUGGACCACGGCAUGCCCUCGACGCACACCUCCUCCUCGCUGUCGCUGCAGUUCUACUACUUCCUGUUCUUCUAUCACAUCUUGCCGGUGCAGAACCCCUUCAUCCCCUACCCCGUCGCGCUGAUCCUCGUUGUGACCAGCAUAGUCAGCGUCAUGGUGAGCCGCGUGUACAACGGCCACCACACGCCAAUGGACGUCGCAGGCGGCUUCAUCAUUGGAUCGCUGACCAUUGCGAUAUUCACAUUCUACCGACACGUCUAUGUCGGCUUGCUUCUCAACGGCAGCUGGGCCGUGCCCAUGUGUGGCUUCUUGCUCUGCUGCAUCGUCCUGCUGCUGCAUCCACAGCCCAAGGUACCAUCACCUGCCUACCCAGAGUCUGGUCUGGUCACUGGUACAGCAUUCGGAGCAUUCUUUGCCACCUGGAUCAACUCCAACACUCGUGUUCCCCAAUUCUUCCAAGAGUAUGCUGGUUCUCAAUAUGGUUUCCUAAAGGAUCAUCUUUAUAUCUUGGCUCUUGUUAGAUUGGUAUUCUGUGUUGUCGUUGUUUUGAUUGCCAAGACAUUGUCAAAGAAGUUAUAUUACAUAGUGUAUUCGAGCGUGGCGUCGACGCCAAAGAAGAAGGCGAUAGUGACGCCAACGGUGGAGGCAUUUGGAAAGCUGUUCACGUACACCUGUGUUGGUGCCACAGUCAUUCUCAUGCCAGCUCUGUUGCUGUCGUGCAACAUCCAAACUCCCUUCGAGUGGGAGACAUAUCGAACCGAGCUAGCAGCAUACAACCAGCUGGCAUCAGCCACCACCAUUUGA
This is a messenger RNA of Acytostelium subglobosum LB1, 1230 nucleotides long. RefSeq lists its product as hypothetical. Gene Ontology annotation, cellular component: endoplasmic reticulum membrane. The record is from RefSeq and is a predicted model, not a curated record. The transcript is spliced from 3 exons. Bases 1 to 1230 code for a protein of 409 amino acids. Gene Ontology annotation, molecular function: sphingosine-1-phosphate phosphatase activity. Lineage: Eukaryota; Evosea; Eumycetozoa; Acytosteliales; Acytosteliaceae.